AUGGACGAAAAUAUGAUACCCCUACCCAUUGGCUAUCCAGCCUCUAACGACUACUUGUCCCGAGGUUGGACGCAAAUCCAGCGGACGGGUUAUCGAGGACGACUGGCAAGAGACGGCUUGUUGUAUUUCGAAGGCCGAAUCGGAAAUGACACGAUCAUCAACCUGAGAGAAAUACGUGUGGAGUUGGAAGAUGUCCAGAGCGUCAUACUCCGACAGGCAAACGGUGUUCUUGAGCAGGUUCUGGUUUCAGUGCGCGAGUCUCGAUCGAAAGUCGUUCUUGAAGAAUCUGCACUCCAGCUUCCAGUAUAUGCGACCGGCUCUCAUCACUCCCCUUCGAUCAAGUCCCUCAGUGCGCAUUCCAAAGUAGAUCGACGCGCAAUUGCACAGCUCCCCUUGCCGCGGAAUAGUCAGGGAACCUACGAUAGCCAAGAUCAGCUUCUGACACAUGCCCAGGAGGGGCUCAGAGCAGUCUGGGACGAAGUACUUCCCAAUGAACUGGUCGAUAUGGCAGAUCUGACUAGACGGCGUUUUUCAGUUGCCCUGCCACUGGCAGAUCUGUAUGAAGCCAAUACUCUGGAGCUUAUGGCGGAACAGAUCCAGACUUCAAAUCGUAAUACAUCCAUAGGCUGGAGUCAAGAAACGUCUGUUGCCGAUUUGGCUCUGACAUCGAUACCUAUGAAGCUUUCUGAAGUGAAGAAGAGCGGCAUCUUUAUCAUUAUGGCCGGCGCCACAGGAACUCUUGACUCUAGAUUACUGGCGCAGCUGGUCGACGACGCUCGAGUCUCACAGAUACAUUGCAUUGCAGUACGACAACAAUUGGAUAGCCCCGACGAAUUGGCCAAGGUAUCUUAUCACACAGAUGACCUCAGUCAACCAUACCUUGGGCUGUCAAAGAGCGUAUUUGAACAACUGCUAACGUCGACGUCGUUCUGCACAUUGGCCGCUCCUCGGAGAGCUCCAAUCCACUAUAUGUCCUCUGGUGGUUUAUUUUUCGCCAAUCCGGCUGUUGGGAUGGAAGAUCCUCCAGAGCAGCCUCACAUGUCGUGUGUCAAUUCACCUCCUGAUGAUGGGACUAAUGGGUACGUCGCAUACAAAUGGGCCAGUAAAAAGAUCCUAGAGAGGGCGGCCGAGCAAUUCAGCCUCCUCAUGACUGUCCAUCGUCUCAUGCCGAUCGCAUCUAUGACCAUGUUUCAAGACAAGCAAGAAAAAGCACUGGCAGAUUUGCGCGCGAUAACCCAGGCCCAAGGGAUCCAUAACGUGUCUUCUGACAUGCGCGGCCACAUGGAUCUUAUGAAAGCGGAUGAGCUCGCGACAAAUAUGAUGGCAACCAUCUUCCACACAGCUGGGGCCACCAGGCCUUCACCUCCCUCUGCUGCAGAGGCCGCACCCCGUCAACAUUUGCCAGUCUCCUACGGUCAUCAUCAGAGCUCUGUGCGUCUCACAGUGUAUGACCUGGAGGGUGUCUUGGAGCAGAGCUCGGGUGUAGAAGAAGGAGCGAAAAGUAUAUCAAGGCCUAAAAGGAUUGGGCUUGUGAAAGCAGCUGGUUUCUCGUACAUUAUUGCUUCCCAGGACUUUCGACUUGUGGACAUAACGGCCGAAGGUGGUACUGACGGAACUCUGUGUCUUGGCGGUGAUACCACAGACGUAUGCAGGAUCUACUGUAGGAUCUAUCUUCGAAAAAUUUAA
Messenger RNA from Aspergillus tanneri, 1686 nucleotides. RefSeq lists its product as uncharacterized. The record is from RefSeq and is a predicted model, not a curated record. The coding region runs from base 1 to 1686 and encodes 561 amino acids. The transcript has 5 exons. Lineage: Eukaryota; Fungi; Ascomycota; Eurotiomycetes; Eurotiales; Aspergillaceae.